UGCCAAAACUAAAUAAAAAAUUGAGUUGAGUUGCAAUGGUCAGCGGUUUGUUUUGUGACUAAAUCAAUAUUUUCUAUGCAAGAAACAUGACUGUGAACAAUACUAUAGCUCAUCAGCGUUUGAUUCUUAGUGGAGAUCGAGAAAGAUUCAAGGAAUUAUUAAGAAAGCGUUUAAUUGAAUGUGGUUGGCGAGACCAAGUAAGGAUGCUGUGUAGAGAUGUAGUAAAAGAACGAGAAAACAGUGAUGUUAGUUUUGACAUGCUAGUAAAUAGAGUUACUCCUAGGGCUAGAGCACUCGUACCAGACACAGUUAAAAAGGAACUUUUGCAAAAAAUUAAGACUCACCUAUUAACCCAGAAAGAUCAAUAAAUUAUGGUAUAACUGAAAUUAAGUAUUAUCAAAAGUUGAAAACAUUAUAAUUUGCUAUGUAAACUAUUCAUAAGUUUUAAAUAAAUGAUACACUC
Chilo suppressalis (striped riceborer) is the source of this 463-nucleotide messenger RNA. Lineage: Eukaryota; Metazoa; Arthropoda; Insecta; Lepidoptera; Crambidae. The record is from the annotation of a GenBank genome assembly.